UGUCCAUUCUACUGCUCGCCAUAUGAAAGUCUCUCUGACUGACGGCUGACAUUCAUCCAGUCGGCAACGAAACUACAGUCGACAUGAGGCUGUGGAUGGAAACCCUGCGGCUUCUCUUUCUCUGGGCCUGUCUGGACUCUGUGCACUCACGGACCUGCUCGUCGUCUUUUUUCUGCCGGAAAUCUCACCGUGUGAGCGGCCUGAAUGGAGUCGACCCCGGGUCCCCCCUCUUCCUCACUCCGUACCUGGAGAAGGGCGACAUAGAUGAAGCCAGGAAACUGAGCCUGGUAGGAGAUCUGCCAGGUGCCAACGUCAAGAGCUAUGCUGGCUACCUCACUGUCAACAAGAAAUACAACAGCAACAUGUUCUUCUGGUUCUUCCCUGCACUGAUGGCAAACCCAGAUCAAGCUCCGGUGCUGCUCUGGCUGCAAGGCGGGCCCGGUGGCACCUCCAUGUUCGGUCUGUUUGUGGAACACGGACCGUAUGUGGUGUACAAGAAUUUGACUGUUGGUUUUAGGGACUACGCGUGGACCUCAAGUUAUUCCGUUUUGUACGUUGACAAUCCGGUUGGGACAGGUUUCAGCUUCACGGAUGACGAUAAAGGUUUUGCUCAAAACCAGGAUGACGUUGGCCGAGAUCUGUACAGUGCUUUAACACAGUUCUUCCAGAUAUUUCCUGAGUAUCAGUCCAAUGAGUUCUAUGCUACUGGAGAGUCAUAUGCAGGAAAGUAUGUUCCUGCCAUCUCUUACUACAUCCAUAAAAACAACCCCACUGCCAAAGUGAAAAUCAACUUUAUGGGGAUGGCUAUCGGGGACGGGCUCUGUGAUCCAGAACUGAUGCUGGGUGGUUAUGGUGACUUCAUGUACCAAACAGGCUUGAUAGACGAACACCAGAGGCAGUACGUCGUCCAGCAGACAGACUUGGGGGUUGAAUUGAUCCAUCAGCAGAAGUGGGUGGAGGCUUUUCAGGUUUUUGAUAGUUUGCUGAAUGGGGACGUGGCACCGUAUCCCUCCUUCUUCCAAAACGCGACGGGCUGCACUAACUACUAUAACUACAUGACCUGUCGGGAGCCCGAGGACCAGGAGUACUUCUCCCGGUUUGUGACUCUGCCGGCGGUGCGUCGGGCCAUCCAUGUGGGGAACCUGACGUUCCACGACGGCUCGGAGGUGGAGAAGCACCUUCUGCAGGAUGUCAUGAAGAGCAUCAAGCCGUGGCUGGGGGUCUUGAUGGACAACUAUAGGGUCUUAAUCUACAGCGGUCAGCUGGAUGUAAUUGUAGCAGCUCCACUGACCGAGAGGUUCCUGCCGACUGUCAACUGGAGCGGGGCGGCCGAGUUCAAAACGGCACCUCGAUUCCACUGGAGGGUUCAGCCCAGCGACACAGAGGUGGCUGGUUACGUGAGACAAGUGGGAGAGUUUUACCAGGUCAUCAUCCGAGGAGGGGGACACAUUCUGCCUUACGACCAGCCGGCGAGGUCCUUUGACAUGAUCGACAGAUUCCUUUCAACGCGGGGCUGGGUGUGAAUGUUUUGGUCCUGAAACUGCUGAUCAAAGCAGCUCCACUUUAAAAUGGCAUAUUUCCAAUGAUUGAGUGUUGAUUUGAAAGACUUUUGAUUGUUCUAGCCAAUGUAAACAAGCACUUUGUUGAAUUUACACUUUUUAGUGCUGCUCCCUGAUGCAAAUGAAAUGAGUCAGCCAGGUCUUCCACGUCUUCACACAGAUGUGAAAAUGACUGCAAAAUGAUUAUCAGAUCAGAGUUUGAUGAAAACCAUUUAAUUGUUCUAACUGAGGGAAAUAGGCAUUCAAUCAGAACAUGCUUGAUGAUGAAAUAUAAAGAACAAACCUUGAAACUACAAUUAAAUUGUUUUUGUUUUUACUAAAUCUGAGUGCCUUAAAGAUCGGCGAGUGUGAUUGACAUCUGUUGCAGAUGCAGCAUUGUUGGAUGGGAUUUGUCCCUUCAAGUUAUGUUUGGUUAGUCUACAAAAUGUCCACCAGGGGGCACUGUGCUUAAAGGCAUUUUAUUAGAAAGCCAGAAAUGAAAUAAUGUAAUCUCGCCAAACCUUUGUGGGUGUUCAAUGUCAUUGAAAAUGAAUGUUUCUGAUUAUCUGAACUGAAGUCCAAAAACAGAUACGAAAUGAAUCUCUGAAGAAUAAGGGCCCCUUUCCAUGUUUAGACAAACAAUGGUUAUGAAAUUCAUUCUGUCUAUUGUAGUGGUUUUGAAAUGUAAAAAUUCAUUUGCUGUU
Molecule: messenger RNA, 2242 nt
Organism: Pseudoliparis swirei
Lineage: Eukaryota; Metazoa; Chordata; Actinopteri; Perciformes; Liparidae
Gene: cpvl
Product: carboxypeptidase vitellogenic like
Exons: 13
Coding region: 84-1523 (479 amino acids)
Biological process (GO): proteolysis
Molecular function (GO): serine-type carboxypeptidase activity
Source: RefSeq, a predicted model, not a curated record